This is a messenger RNA of Sitodiplosis mosellana (orange wheat blossom midge), 4520 nucleotides long. Its product is annotated as fatty acyl-CoA reductase wat-like. The transcript has 8 exons. Lineage: Eukaryota; Metazoa; Arthropoda; Insecta; Diptera; Cecidomyiidae. Gene Ontology annotation, cellular component: peroxisome. Gene Ontology annotation, biological process: long-chain fatty-acyl-CoA metabolic process. Gene Ontology annotation, molecular function: alcohol-forming very long-chain fatty acyl-CoA reductase (NADP+) activity. The record is from RefSeq and is a predicted model, not a curated record. The coding region runs from base 1038 to 2699 and encodes 553 amino acids.
AUCGUUGCGGCCGUCGUCGCCACAGCAAUAUCAACAGAAAAAAAUCCGCACGACAAAAAGACGAUUUCGAUAACCACAAAAGCCCCCGAAUAAACUACAUAGUCGAAAAACCAAACCGACAACAGUCACAAACGAGGCAUACACACACACACACACACACACGCCAUCAUUCAGUCAAAUACAAUGCCACAGCGCACAUACACCUGAAAACAUCGCAUCCCAUUGACCAAACCCGAUUGAUAUAUAGAGGCGUGUGUGUUCGCUUAUAUUGUUUAUUCCGUGUAUAAAUUGUUUACUUUUAACAUAACGUGUGUACAUAUAUCUCACACUCCUGCCAAGUGCUUGAAGCCAGCUUGGAUACGCUUUUUUUCCGCUGUGACACAGAGUGAAGCUAUUCAUUCAUCGAAACUUUGAGAAACAGUUCAUAUUUACACUUCGAACACAACGUACGCAAAAUAUUCAACGCUCUCUCAAGAAAUUGUUUAUACAUUUUGCUACAACAGACUGUUUAUAAUAAAACCAAAAUCGGCAAAGAGAGGAUAUUUGAGAAAAAGAGAGAAUAUUUUGCAAACUUAUCAUACGGAAUAGAAGAAAAUAUUGAUUUAAUUCAAAAGAAGAAAAAAAAAUUCGGAAUAAAACAACGUCCGCUUUUGAAAGUGAAGUAAAUUCGGUGGAUUUCGAGUUUGAAAAGAGAAAAAAAGAAGAAGAAAAAACGGUGAUGAUAAACAAUUGACAAACUGAUAAUAUUCUUCAAUCGAAAAUAAUUAGCACGUUUUCUUUCGGAAAGAGAGAGAGAGAAGAAGAAUCCGCGUCGUGUGAAAACAAAUAUCGAUAUUCAUACGACGAUCGUACUGUCUAACAAAUACAAGUUCAACGGAAAGGACAUUAAACGCUUUAAUUUUUGAUCACACAAGUGACAAUUAAAUUAGAUACAAGAAGCAGCAAAGUGCAUAGCAUCUACACCGCAACAACAGUUUUUAGCACGUGUGAUCGCAAAACUCCUAAUUGGUAAAUUGGUACAUUAAAAGGUCGACACAAUGACGGAAAUUAUUGACAACAAUAACGUAAACGAUGGUGCUCUGUCACCAAUGCAGCAAUUUUACCAGAAUAAAACCGUCUUCUUGACGGGUGGCAGUGGUUUCUUGGGCAAAAUUACCAUGGAAAAGUUGCUCCGAACCUGUCACAUUGACACCAUUUACGUGCUGAUUCGAUCGAAAAAGGGCAAAGACAUCAGCACCCGUAUGGAGGACAUAAUGAACGAUGUGGUUUUCUCCAAGUUGAAGCAACAAGACAAAGAAGAAAAAUUCCGCCACAAAAUCGUUCCGAUCGAAGGUGAUUGCAGUUUACCAGGUUUCGGUUUAUCCGAUUCCGAUCGCCGAAAACUUAUCGAAAACGUUCAGAUUAUUCUCCACGUUGCCGCUACCGUUCGUUUCGAUGAAAAGCUAAAAUUGGCAUUGGCCAUCAAUGUAAAUGGCACAAAAGAAAUCAUGCUGUUGUCAAAACAAGCAAAAUCCUUGGUGGCGUGCGUUCAUGUUUCAACUGCAUAUGCCAACUGUAACCGAUCGAACAUUGAUGAGCGCAUUUAUCGCACAAAAUUGAGCGGCAGCAAUGCCAUGAAAAUGGCCGAAUGCUUCGAUGAAAAGACACUGGAACAAAUCACACCAACUUUAAUCGGUGACUGGCCAAACACAUACACAUUCACAAAAGCUUUGGCUGAAGAUUUAGUGAAAUCGAUGUGCCGACGUGACGAUGGCGAAAACAAUAAUGAAAAAAUCUCGGAGAAAAUCAUCACCACCGACAAAAUUAUCGAAAAUAACAAUGUUGAAGAGGUAAAAUCGGCUGCCCAUCAAGAUGAAAUGUUGCCGGUGACCAUAUUCCGUCCAGCCAUCGUUAUUCCAACAGUGAAAGAGCCACUUGUUGGCUGGAUCGAUAACAUGUACGGACCAACCGGUAUAAUUGUUGGUGUCGGUGCUGGUUUGUUGCGCGUUUUCUACGGUAAAAAAGAGAAUCAUGCCGAAUUGGUGCCCGUCGAUAUGGUUGUUAAUGGAAUUUUGGCCAGCGCUUAUGAUAUCGCACACAAUUAUCGCAACUAUUCGGAACCGCCCGUUUACAAUUAUGUUGCAUCACCACAAAAUCCAAUCACAUGGAGAGAUUACUGUAAACUUGGUAUUGAACAUGGUGCCAAAAUGCCAAUGAUGAAAUCCAUUUGGUACUACAGUUUCAGCAUGUCACCCAACCGAUUUUUGGUAACCAUUCUGACAUUCCUCUAUCACAUAUUGCCCGCAUUGCUCAUUGACACCGGUUUGGUUAUCAUGCAACGGAAACCAAAAAUGUUGCAAGUUUACCGAAAGAUUCAUCGAUUCUGUGACGUUAUUUACUAUUUCACCAAUGGCCAAUGGUAUUUCACGAAUCAAAAUGUGCAACAGCUGUGGAAUAAAUUAACGCCACAAGAUCAACAAUUGUUCUCGUUUAACAUGGCCGAAAUCAACUGGAGCGAAGUGAUCAAUAAUUCAAUGUUUGGCAUUCGCACAUACUUGAUGAAGGAAGAUCCAAGCAAUAUUCCAGCUGCAUUGAAACGCAAUCAAAGACUGAAAGUGCUUCACUUCGCAACAGUAUACUCAAUAUACACUGCACUGCUGUACUUUGUGUACAUGAUUUUUUCAAGAAUCUUCUUGCCAGCAUUUUCAGCGUCAGUAUAAGGCUGAUGCUAUAUGACAAAUUGACAUUAAAAUUGGUUAGGUUGAAAUUUUUUUAUAGUUAGAUUGUCACAAAAAAAUUACUACUAUUAAAAAAAAGACGUUAUAAGAUUGAUUAAAACUGUGGACGCGAGCGGGACACAAAAGCAAAGUCAAAUAAAACCAAGCCAUAUUAAUCAAACGAUCGUUAUUCGUCGUCGUCGUCGUCCGUUGUCGUCGUCAUCGGUCAUCGUUUGCGGUAUUGGUUUCGGGACAUACACAGCAACAAUACAAUGCGAUAUAUCGAACGGAUUCCGUUCGAUUGUUAGAUUAUUACACAUAGAGAACCUUUUUUGAGGUUCAGUUUUUUUUUUCAUUGGAAUUUUUAGCUGAUGAUGAAUUUUUUGCUUUUCUUUACUUUUUUAAUGUUUAGUCAUAGUUUUCAUAGCAUUAAAAUAAAUUCAUUUAGAAUCAAUUAGAUAAAAAGCUUCACGUAUCUCAUUCAAUAAGGUGUUCUAUUGCGAUCAAAAUUCAAAACAUACACACACACACACACAAACCAAUUGCAAUGGGCCCUAAAAAAUCAAUCAGGGUUCAUGUGCCUACACAAAGAUGAAACAAAAAAACACAGAUGAAAUGCAGAUAAAAUAAUGUAAGCACCCUGAUUCCGUAGGUCAAGAGCUCUAUUACAUACAUCAUAUACAAACUUACACAGACACACAAACAAUAGACUGAUUGAAUGAAUCAAAAUGAUACUGAAUGUGAACAACCAGUUUGUUAUCGGCCCAACGAUAACAUCAGCUGAAAUGCUGUUGAAUUUUUUUCCCCUUUGUUCUUUUCUUUGGAAACUGAUCAAUUGCGCACAAAACACGUUCAAUAUCAGGAAUAUAAUGUUAUUUCUUUUUUUUGUGUCGUGUGUGAUUUAUUUUUUUGAAACCUUAAGCCAGACGACGCAAACAAAUUUUUGCGGAUAAACGGUUUCUAUGCAAAUAAUAAUGAUGAUAGAGAAAAAAUCGCGUGCGCACAACCCGAAAAAAAGAAGAUAAACAAGGAAAAAAACAAACAACAGCAACAAAUGCUAUCGAGUUCUUUACAUUCCAAUGAAAUAGGAAUCGCAAUUGAGCCUCUCACCGACACUAAGAUAACCGAUAGUUUAUAAGUUCUUUUUUUUGUGAGCGGGACACCGUAUUGAGAGCAACACGAAAUAUGUUAACGAUUUACUUAAGUGAUUUAUAUUAAACCAUGAAUGAUAUGAUGGAAUUGAAUACGACUACCGUUUCAUCGAAUAUGAUUGAAUUUUUUAUAACUACUUGAUUUGACAACAACAACAACGACAAAAAUAUACGAAUAAAUGAAGAAACAAACAUUUGGGUGAAAACCGAGCGCAAAAUUUUGUACAGACUUUCCUUUUUUUGCUUUUGAUUCGAUACUUUUCUUUUUCGAUUGUGAUCUUUCUCUCAAUCCAACACAAUAUGUGUUGUUCGAAUCUUUUUUUUAAAUCGAUUCUCCGGUUUUGUUUUCAUUCUUUUUUUCAAUCAUAUUCUUUUUAUGUUUAUAAUUUACACUAUGUUUUAGUAUUUUUUUACAUUGGCUAUAAACAUUUUUUGCUUUCUUUUUGUAUGUCAAAUGUUUCGUUUCGAACAUUUAACUAAAUCGUUUAACUAUUCUACGUGUGAAUGGGGGAUACAAAACAAAUUUUAUGCGCACAGAAAUUCAAAUGCACAAAACAAUCACGUUUAGACAAUUAAGGCAAUUUAGCGAAGUAAGUUUGAUGAAAAUGUCGGAAAAAUUGCAAGACAACAAUAAAGCAAAGAAAAACAUUGGAAUAAUUUACGAAAACUGAAA